AUGGCGCCAACCAUUCACUGUGUUCGCCACGCUCAGGGCGUCCACAACCUCUGCACCGCAAACCAUGUUAUCCCGGAUCCGCUCCUCACAGACCUUGGCCAUGAGCAAUGCGCCAAGCUUCGGGAGGCCUUCCCUUACCACGACAAGAUCGACUUGGUGACGGCCUCACCUCUGCGCCGCACCAUCUACACUGCCCUAGAAAGCUUCGAGCCUGUUUUCCAAGCUCACCCGGAAUUCAAACUCAUCGCCCUGCCGGACCUGCAGGAGACCUCGGAUGUGCCCUGCGACACCGGCAGUGACCCCAAGGCACUACAAGAGGAGUUUGCGGGCAAGAACGUGGAUCUAGACAUGGUUCAUGAGGGCUGGAACAGCAAGACUGGCCACUAUGCCCCAACCAAUGCAGCCCUCCGAGAGCGCGCUCGUGCCGCUCGCCGCUGGCUGAAAGCUCGGCCCGAAAAGGAGAUUGUCAUGGUGACGCACGGCGGAUUCCUGCACUACUUCACCGAGGACUGGGAGGAUCACAGCCAGUACCAGGGCACCGGAUGGUCGAACACUGAAUUCCGAUCCUACACCUUCUCCGACGAGGAACACAAAGAUGAUUUGGAGGGUCACGCACUCAAUGGGGACAAUGCUACGCUCGUCGAGACUAUUGAUUCGCGACAACGCCGUGGCAAGGUUGGUCCCACUCCGGAUCGUGCACAGCAGAAGAAGCUAUACCAGCUUGGUACCCAAAGCUGGAAUGAACAGCUUAGCACGCCGGAGCAGGACUCGGCAAAGGUGCCUGAGGGUGAAGAGGUCAAUGGGGUGCGAGUAUGA
Penicillium longicatenatum is the source of this 816-nucleotide messenger RNA. RefSeq lists its product as uncharacterized. Gene Ontology annotation, cellular component: cytoplasm. The coding region runs from base 1 to 816 and encodes 271 amino acids. NCBI's taxonomy places the organism in Eukaryota, Fungi, Ascomycota, Eurotiomycetes, Eurotiales, Aspergillaceae. The transcript has 3 exons. Gene Ontology annotation, molecular function: phosphatase activity. The record is from RefSeq and is a predicted model, not a curated record.